AAUUGUAAUCAAAUUUGUCUGAAGCCGAUAAUCUCCAUUUAUCCAUCUUCGAAAGAAACUUCAAGAAAGCAGCAGUAAACCGAGCGAUCUGAUCGUGCGUUACGUAUAUGUAUGCGAUAAAUCUUUGAUUAUAAGACUACAGAAUACUACACUGGAACUGAUCGGAAUUAGAAAGAGAUGCUACCGAGAGCCACGUGCACCUGAGGCAUUGAGCCACAUUGAGCUUCUGUCUAUUUUACAGUUGAGAGUUGAGACACGAGGUCGUUAUUAUAUUACCCAGCAGGAAAGGUUGAGAACUCGUUGCAGACUACAUUUAGUUUAUUUCAAACUCUGUUACCAAUUUAAAUUACCAUUUCUUGAUUUUACUUUAUCUUUGAUAUUCUGGAUAGAAUAAUAACAAAAUAACAGCAGCGAAUCUACCAACAUAAGUCGUAUAUGUGUGAAGAGGCAAAAUAGCAUAGAAAGAAUUUGCAGACUAUAUUCUGUUUGUUUUUGACGUGUGCUAGAAAUUUCUCUUCAAUUGUAUCGGAAAUUAAAUAUUUUGGAUCAGACAAAGAAGAACGAAGCAAUAGAAGAGAUUUGCAAAUCUUAGAGCUUUAAUGUUUUAAAAGUAUUUAAUACGUCAUUCAGAGUGUAUAUAUACGACCAGUUGAUAUUUAUAACUAAAGAGUUAUCGAGUAAAAACUGCAUUAAAUAUUGCAAUAUAUGCGGUAGAAACAUAAAAAAUCACAAUGGAAAUAAUAAAUAUUAAGGAAGUAAUACACACAAAUAUAGAUAGAUAUUCUUUGAAGGAAAUACAGAAUAUAAUCAAAGAAAAAUAUCAGAGGAUAAAUAAUCAGCUAAAUGCUAAUGAUUACGCGUAUAUAGAGAGAAAGUACAUUAAAUACUGUUUGGAACAUUUGAUUGAUGAAAUUAAUGAUUCUUUAAGUAAACACGUAGAAAUCGAAAAUGAAGUAACAUAUAAGAAAUUUAUUGAUGUGAGUAAUAUUAAAAGUUUUAAUGAAAUUCUCAGUCCUUUUAAUGAAUCAAAAUAUUACAAGCUUUUGAUGAAACACCACGACCUUCUGAUACAACACAAUGAAGAGGCCUUACUAAGACGUUUUAAAAAUAAAUUUCUGGAGCUUUUACUUAUUCAUAUUGACAUUGUACUUAAAGAAAUUGACUUUCUGAUAGCACUGGUUGAAUUUCUAGAUAUGUAUGAGAAAUCUGAACGGCACUUGGAUAUGACAAAAUUACAAUAUUUGGCCCUAUAUGCUGACAUAUCCAACGAUGAGUUUUUUAAGGCAGUCAAAAAUCUAAUUAUGAGUUUUAAUGCUAUCGACCAUGAUUUAAAAUUGAAACGAUUACAAAUUACGGCACAACUUUUACUAGGUGCAAGAUAUGUUACCUUAAUGGAAAAAUAUAAAGAAAUCAUCGGGGUCUACUUUAAGCCGAUAACUGUAACAAAACUGAUGAUUGACAAUCGAGCAGUUAUCGAAAUAAAAGGAGGAAACUUUCGUUUAAGCGACAAACAAAUUGCAAAUCCUAUAAAAUUACUCUUGUCAAACGAUCCGAAUAUAGAAGAAGUACGUUUUAUUUGCUCGGGUAUUAUAUAUGUCGAUGCAGAUUUUGAGAAUUGUAUGUGGCACGGAAAAAACAUUGUCGUGUACGCUAAGGCGAUUAGAGUUUGCGACACAGUUACAUGGGAUGUUUCUGGAAAAUCUGCGACAUCUUUAAAACCUUGUAAAGCAGGCACUGCCGAGGACGGCAAUGGCAUAAAUGGAGAAUGUGGAGAAUCUGGAGAAAAUGGUGGAAACGUAUUCAUCCAUGCAAAUAAUAUAUUUCAACCACAGCUACUUUUUAUAAAAUCCAACGGCGGAGAUGGCAGUGAUGGUCAAAGUGGCGGAGAUGGUAAAGAUGGAAAAGCUGGAACGGGUAUUUCUUACUUUUGUUUGAAAAACAUGUUUGCAAAACAUUUUUUUUUAACAGGAAAUGAAAAUAGACAAAUAACACUACAUACAAUAAAAUCUUUAGGAACGAUAUAUAUAUCAUGGCUAAAUGGUAAAAAUCUUCCAAUUAACAAUUUAAUAAAGAAAUCUUCAGAAUCUCAAAUUUAUGAAGAUAUAUACAUAGAAGCUGAGACUAAAGAAGGUCAUAGAAUUUAUUUUUCUGCUUCCAAAUUUAAUGAAAAUCUUGUAUUGUAUAAAGGCUCCGUAGGACAACCUGGAGGUCGUGGAGGUAUGGGGGGAUUAGGUGGUCAAGGAGGACAUGCUGGUAAAAUAAUUGGAUGUUCUAGCAUUAUUAUAAUUGCCAACGUAGGCAGAAAUGGUAAGAACGGUGCAACAGGGAAACAUGGCAAUUAUGGACGAAAUGGUUGGGAUAUGGCUUAUAUUAGUUACGAAUGGGACGAUCCAACAUAUUACGGUAAAGACGAGAAUACAGUUCUCGAACUAAAUUAUUAUGACGAUAACGAGAGUGACUCACAACGAAUUUAUAUACCUUAUCGUAAAUAUAUAAAAUCCAAACGUAUAUACGCUGAAAUAUCGAGUCGUCUUAUUCCAAAACCAACUAGUACGGAUUUCAUAGAAAAAGAAGAGCUUUCAAUACAGAUAGAACGUCAGAUUCAAGUUAUGACAAAGAAAAAUAUUUUACCAGAUUCUAUCUUUGCGCAUUAUUUUCAAUAUCUAAUUAAAAUCAAUAUCAAAUCGUAUCAAAAUUUUAAAGUACAAAUGGAAAAUCUUGCAAAACAAAUCUUAGAAAAAAUAAGAUAAAUAAGAUGCAACAGGUGCAAAAAAAUUCGCAGACGAAUAUUACACGUAUGAAACCAUCUUACCAACAUACAAAUGAUGUACACAGUAUGUCGCUAUGCAGUUGUUUAAACGAAUGGGCUUUUGUAUGCUGAAAAAAAAACCAACUUGACAGAGCGUAUCUACCAGUCACAAUAUUUGCUGAUGAGGCAUGGGAUUAAUAUUCGACUGACUAUCGUGAAGAAUGAGGUUGGCUUCUCAACGCAAAUAUCUGCUGGACAAUACCAUAAUUAUUAUUAUACUUUUAUUGAGGCAAAGAUAUAUUUUUUUAUUAGUUUAAAAAAAAAAUUUUUUUUUAAAGCCAAAUAUUAUUGAUUUUGGAAUAUUAUAAUGUUUUAUAUAUAAUAGAACGUUAUAAUAUUCCGAAAUUAAGAACAUUUUGGCUAUUUAAAAAUUUUAUAGAAUAUUCUGCUGGACAAUGUGUUUUAUUUUAAUAUAUAUUUGAAUGCGCGUACGCACAUAUUUUUUAUUUUUUUGUUAUAUACGUUGGUGUAUUUCUUUAUUGAAUUAUUUUAUUUUAUUGAUUUAUAAGUAUGUAUUUGUUAUCAAAUUUAAUAAUGUACGUCUUUCGAGCUAUCAUUAGUUUUUAACACUCUUUGAUCACAUAAUUAGGAGCUUCUGUAUUGAAAACAUAAUAAUACUGAUAGGGAAACAAAUAAAUGAUUGGUUAAUAAAAACAUAGAAAUAUAAACAAUGGACAAAGAAAAGAGAAUAAGAAAAUUCGAAAAAAAAGAAGAAAGUGCGAGUUCAAGAAUGAAAGAAUGUACAAUGAAAUUAGAUGGGUGAUAACAUUAUAUUCAUAACUGAAAAUAAAGAUUUCAUUAAUUAAUUAUCAA
Solenopsis invicta (red fire ant) is the source of this 3622-nucleotide messenger RNA. RefSeq lists its product as uncharacterized. The transcript is spliced from 5 exons. The record is from RefSeq and is a predicted model, not a curated record. Bases 732 to 2750 code for a protein of 672 amino acids. NCBI's taxonomy places the organism in Eukaryota, Metazoa, Arthropoda, Insecta, Hymenoptera, Formicidae.